Mauremys mutica (yellowpond turtle) is the source of this 1590-nucleotide messenger RNA. RefSeq names its product apoptosis regulator BAX-like. Gene Ontology annotation, molecular function: protein heterodimerization activity; channel activity; protein homodimerization activity. Gene Ontology annotation, cellular component: mitochondrial outer membrane. Gene Ontology annotation, biological process: release of cytochrome c from mitochondria; extrinsic apoptotic signaling pathway in absence of ligand; positive regulation of apoptotic process. The record is from RefSeq and is a predicted model, not a curated record. The transcript has 6 exons. NCBI's taxonomy places the organism in Eukaryota, Metazoa, Chordata, Testudines, Geoemydidae. The coding region runs from base 100 to 648 and encodes 182 amino acids.
GUCCUGGCUCCUGGCCCGGGGCAGGACACGUGUAAAUGGGCGGGAUGCGGAUCUUGCCCUGCAGCGUCAGGCGGGGCGGGAUCCCGGGGCAGCAGCGGGAUGGAGACGCACCAGGCCGGGGGGCGGCCGGUUGCCCCUGCUCGCCCAUCCCCCACCGGUGCCGAGAGCAUUUCCUGCAUCAAGCAAAUCGGAGCGUCCCUGCUCCGGGGGUUCGUCUGGUCCCUGCUCCAGCAGCAGGGCUCCGGGUCCCCCCCCGCCCGGUCGGUCACCAUGGAGGAGCUGGGGGGCCAGGACACCCCCGAUGGGCCCCGGGUCACGUCCCUGCGUGAGACUCUGCACCGGAUAUGGGGGAGCAUGAGCCAGAACCCCGAGAUCGACAGCCUGGUGCAGUGCAUGGCGGGGCAGCCCCCCCUGCCGGCGCUGGCUGCGGUCUCGGAGGAGGUGUUUCGUGACGGCAUCAACUGGGGCAGAGUCGUCGUCUUCUUCUACUUCACCUACAGGGUCAUUGCUCAGGCUCUGGGCGGGUCUGACUGUCUCCGGUCCCUGGUCGACUGGGCCCUAAACUUCCUGUGGGAGCGAGUCGUCCCCUGGAUCCAGCAACAGGGGGGCUGGGACUCCAUCUUCAGUUACCUCACCUCCUCCGCCUAGGGGGGGCACAGACCCCCCCCCGGGACGGCAUCAGCAGCUGGACAGAGCAGCCCCCCCUCUGCAGCAGAGACCCCACUGGGUGGACGGGGCAGGAAUUACCCAAUGCCCUGAGCUCUGCAGAAGCAAAGGCAGGCUGGGGGGGGGGUUGUGGGGGACGUGUGAGCAUCUCCCCCCCCCCCCAAAAAAUCACAAAUGAAAAAGGACAAAUAAUCAGGGCUGCCAACGAAUCACGAUUAACUCGAAACAAAUUAACUCAAUUUUAAAACCUCAGUCGCGCCGAAUCGUCGUUUUAACGCCGGAGCAGGAGCAGUUCGAACAGGUGAUCGAUACUUUGGGAGCUCGAGACGCUGAAACCAACCGCAACAGGGGCUCCGAAGUGACCGGGCUCCGUGCUGAGUCCCGCUGACAAAGAUUUGCCCUGGAGAAAAGCUAAAUGCUCGCACGGGGGCUGUCGUGCGAGCGGCUGAGCGGGAAAGUGCAACGUGCGACUGCACAAUUCUCUUCGUGUUACGUCGCUGCCCUCGAAAACCGAACAAUGGCAAAAGCGCCUCCCAAGUCCACUCGAAUUUGGUGGGGCCAAGAUUACUUACAACGGCCCCCGAACCGGGGAGCCGGCGCUCGCGUGGUGCUGCUGUGCCCGGCGUUGUGGGAUAUUUACGUGCCGGAUCCGCUGUCCCGGCCUGUCGAUUGCACUCGCAUUGGUUUGUGUGUUUCUCCGGGGCCAAUGUCUGUAAUCAGACAUCACAACUGGCAGCGAGGCCGGCGCGCCGGGCGUCCCGCAGGGUGACCGAAAGCGCUGCAGAAAACCGGCCAGACCCAUCGCUCGCUCAUCUCCCUGGGGCCGGGUCUUGUUGAACGGCGCAACCGAAACCGCGGUUCAGCCCGGCUGAGCUUUGUACGCGGCUGACGGCCCCGCAGAGAAAUAAACGAGUGGGGGAAACA